This is a messenger RNA of Branchiostoma floridae (Florida lancelet), 676 nucleotides long. RefSeq names its product guided entry of tail-anchored proteins factor 1-like. The record is from RefSeq and is a predicted model, not a curated record. NCBI's taxonomy places the organism in Eukaryota, Metazoa, Chordata, Leptocardii, Amphioxiformes, Branchiostomatidae. The transcript has 5 exons. The coding region runs from base 61 to 558 and encodes 165 amino acids. Gene Ontology annotation, biological process: tail-anchored membrane protein insertion into ER membrane.
AAGUAGAGUUUUUUGACUUCAAUUUAAACCCCUUCUUUCAAUGGUAUUUACCAAACCAAAAUGGCCGUACUUUUCGCUGUUUUGAUAUUUCUCGCCGUUUAUUUGUUUGGUUUAGCCAAGAAACUGACACCAGCGGCAGCCAAACUGGUGCUGAGCUAUCUGCAGAGAGAGACAGAAGGAGUGAGGCAGCUGAAGGAGGAGUUACAGCGACUGACGAUGGAGCAGGACUCGGUCAGCAUCAAGGAUGAGUUCCCCAGACAUGCCCGCCUGCAGCGCAAGAUUAGCAAGAUCAGGGACCAGAUCAAACAGACAGGCAGAGAUAAGUCGACACUGGCCAUAAAAGUGUCCUGGGCGAUAUCAGCUGUUUUCUAUAUCUGCUAUGGCCUCCUGAUGAUGUCAUUGAUGUGGAGAUACAGACGAGAACCCGUCCUCCUGCUGCCUGCAGAUUGGCUCUACCCGCUAGGGGGCCUCGUUGCAUUUCCAUCUGGUGUUUCAGGAGCAGUUGGCAUCACGUUCUGGCUGGUGGUGUGUAACAGAGUCUCGGCAGUCCUGGUCUGAGGGGGCGGCGGCUGUUACUAAGGAAAACUACAACGUUGUUGCUGGAGGAUGUCUGCAUUGUAAGCAUGUACAAAUGUAUGAUGGCAGGAAGAUCAUACUCUCCAAGCAGAGGUUAGGC